Molecule: messenger RNA, 3236 nt
Organism: Neogale vison (American mink)
Lineage: Eukaryota; Metazoa; Chordata; Mammalia; Carnivora; Mustelidae
Gene: PXMP4
Product: peroxisomal membrane protein 4
Exons: 4
Coding region: 80-718 (212 amino acids)
Cellular component (GO): peroxisomal membrane
Source: RefSeq, a predicted model, not a curated record
CAGUCUGCGGUGCCGCCGGAACCCGGGGCUGUCAGUGCUGGUCCUGUUGCUCGCCCCUACCCCGCGCGCCUCUCGCACUAUGGCGGUCCCGCGGCAGAUGCGAGCUCUGCUCCAAGCGGUCAACGCACUGUUGCGCAAGCGCCGCUACCACGCUGCGUUGGCCAUGCUGAAGGGCUUCCGGAACGGGGCAGUCUACGGAGCCAAAAUCCGGGGCCCUCACGCGCUGGUCAUGACCUUUCUCUUCCGGAGUGGCAGCCUCCGGGAGAAGCUGCGAGCCAUUCUGCAAGCCACGUACACCCACUCCCGGAGCCUGGCCUGCUUUGUGUUCACCUAUAAGGGCCUCUGCGCCCUGCAGGCCCACGCGCAGGGCGAGACCUACCAGGUGCACUCGUUCCUGGCCGCCUUCAUCGGGGGCUUGAUGGUGUUUGGAGGUAACAAUAACAUCAACAGCCAGAUCAACAUGUACCUGCUCUCACGAGCCCUGUUUGCCCUGUGCCGCCUGGGCGUGGAGAAGGGCUACAUUCCUGAGCCCAGGUGGGACCCAUUCCCGCUGUUCACCGGGCUGCUGUGGGGGCUGGUGCUGUGGCUCUUUGAGUACCACCAGACCACUCUACAGCCUUCCCUGCAGUCCUCCAUGACCUACCUGUACCAGGACAGCAAUGUCUGGCAUGACAUCUCAGACUUCCUCCUCUACAACAAGAGUCACCCCUCGAAGUAAUGGGGCCCCCGAGGUGCUGAUGGGGGCGUCCACAGCCGAGAUCAGCUCCAUCGGCGAAUCCCCCUAAAGGAUCCUGCCUUCUCAAGAUCAUGGUUCUCUGACUCCAACUUGUAUUGUCCCAGGGUUCCAUUUGCUGAAGCAAAAGCACUGAUUUCCAAGUCCCGUUAAGUCCUCUCCGUUGGUGGAACAAGUGGUGAAUUGGGCUCCAGGGCCUCAGUCAUGAUUCCAGCUGUGCUGCUGGCUAAUGUGAGACCAGGGAACACCCUCCCCCGCCCACCCCUGCUCUGGGCAUCAGGGGUCAGCGAGCCCAGAGGAGGGCCCUGAAGUCUCUUCCUGGUAGGUUAUGGUCUUUGACCAUUCUGUGUACCAGGACUCCUUGCCAGGGGCGGGGCGGCAGCAAAUAUGUUUUUAGAAAAAAUUGAAUUCCUGGGCUCAGGUGUUGCUCUAGUGGAGAAGCUUUAGAAUUCCACUGUCCAAUGGAAGCACAAUGUGAUUCACAUAUGUAAUUGAAAUUUGUCUUAGAAGCCACGUGAAAAAAAGUAGGAAGAAGCAGGUGAGAUUAAUCUUAAUUAAAUAUUUUAACCCAGUAUUUCUAAAAUAUUACCAUUUUAACAUACGAAAAUUAGUAUAAAAAUUAAUGAGAUAUUUUAUAUUCGUCGUUCUUAUAGUAGGUCAUCAGAAUCAGGUAUGUGGUGUAUACUUAGAGUGUGUCCCAAUGGGGACCGGCCAUAUUUCAAGUGCUCAGUAGCCGCAUAUGGCUGGUGGCUACCAUAUUGGUUAAAGAAGAUAUGGAACACUUCUAUACUUGCAGAAAAUUCUAGUGGACAGUGCAGAUACAGAGCUAGGGGACAUGGGUUUGAGUCCCCGCUCCACCACUGUAUAACCUUGGGGAAGGUUUCUUAACCUCUCGGAGCCUCAGCUUCUUAUAAAAAGAGGAUAAUCAUAAUACACAUAUUGGGUUUGUAGAAGUGUAAGAGCUGCUAUUACUACUAAUUACUUCCAUUAGUGAGCUCCUACUUCCUCCCAGGUGCUUUGCAUGUAUUAUUUUUUAACCUAUACAAUGACCUUGCAGUUGUGUAUUUUGAUCCUCAUUUCACAGAUGUGGACACAUGAUCAGAGCGGAGAAGUCACUUGCCCAGGAUAAUCAAGAUAAUACAACCAGUAUGAUAGCCAAAUCAGGGUUUGAACCCAGAGCUGUCUGAGUUCAAUACCUGUGUUGUUGUUGUUGUUUUCAGUGCCUUAUGUUAAAUUUAGAAACCUAAGCUAUGCUAUGCAAAUGUUAACUAGUUCUAGGAUGGAGUCCAGAACAUCGUGCAAACUCAAAUGCCCAGAGGGGUCUGGCAAGGGGUAUAAAUGAAAACGUUGUGCACUUGGGAGUGAUGGUAACCUGGGGAACUGGAGACUUAUGUGCCCGUCUGAUUUUUUAAAAUCGCUGGUGCUGGACAAAUCAAACCAGGUCUCCAGGAAGAUGUGGUCCAUGAGCUUCCAAUGUGAGACCCUUGGUCUAGUAGGAAUACUCCAGUCUCUUUUUAGAAAUUACUAGUAGAAAUGUGCACAUGAGUCACUGGUGAUCUUAUUAAAAUGCAGAUUCUGACUCAGUGAGUUUGGGGUGGGGCCAGAGAGUCUGCCUUUCUCACAGGCUUCCAGGUGCUGCUGUUGGUGCUGCUGGACGGAGCCGAACCUCGAGUAACAACCUCGAGUAGUAGGGACGGAACCGAACCUCGAGUAGUAGGGAAUCAUGCGCAGCCAGCCCAAAGGAGGAAGCCGAGUCACAGAGCUGUUAAGUAAUCGUGGUGGGAUUAGGCCUGCAGUGCUCUCAGUCCUGACGUACUACACACUUGGAGAAGGUGAUCUGAGAAGGUCCCGCAUUCCCUGUGUGGAGGCUGAAUGAGAUCCCGAGGUCAGGAGAGGAAGGGGGAGGCCAUCAGCAAGCAGAUGCUGGGGGGCCCCGCCCAGUCCCCUCCAACUUCGCACUUCACCGCACACCAGCCAACUCUUCCAACUGCCACCGCUGUGUCUUUCUGCCUGAGGCUCUCAUUUGCCACUGGCACCUGCUCUGCCACCCACAGCAGGUCUGGAGGAUUAACACGGUCGAUCACUCUCCAAGGUGGACACUCCACUCCACAGUGGCUCCCAGAGAUCCCCGGCCGGACUGAACUCUGGCUGCCCACAAUGAUCACUUGCUUGAUAACUGCCCGCACCCCCGCCUUUCCCUGUCUUCUCCAUCCCUAACAUAGGAUCACUUCCCAGAGGAACCACUUGCACUGAAAUCCUUGUCUCGGGCUCUGCUGUUGAGGAAACCGAAACUAAAGCUGGCCUCUGGUGCAGCAAGCUGAAAGCCAGUGGAGGUUUGGACAGAGAAUUCGGAGGAAGAGUGCCGGGGCUUGGCCCUGUUUGCUUGGGCAAGGGACUUCACUGUUCUGUACCUCUGUUUCUUCAUCUGUAAGAGAGGCGUGCUAAUUUCAGUCGCCUCACAGCACGAUCUGGAGGAUUAAACAACAUGAUGAGUCUAAAGGAA